GUGGGGAGAGCCAUGUUGCUACAAACACCUCUGAUGAAUGAGACAUCAGCCAGUUGUCUAUGGGGCAUCGUUCAGAAUGGGUACUUCUAUUUUUAAUGCGUUAGUUUUACUGGUGGUUUCUAUUGUACCAUUCAACAUAAUGGCUUCAAGCGAAGUUCAGCAAUUGACAGCAACAUCUAAUAUGUUUGCUUUAAAAUUAUACCAGGAUUUACGCCAGGAUGGUGAUAAUAUGAUAUGUUCACCUUUUGGUCUUCAGGUGUUAUUAGGUAUGGCACUAGAAGGUGCUAAUGGAAAAACUGAAACUGAAAUUGCAGCUGUAUUACAUCAUGCUAAAAAUGAUGAUAAAGUACUAAAAAGCUAUAGUUUUCUUAUAAAGAGUUUAGAGAACCCUGUGUUGAAAAUUGCCACUAGAUUAUUUGUUGAAAAACAUUUCAAACUAAAUCCAAACUUUUUAUCAGUAUCAAGUAAAUAUUUCUUAUCAGACACUAAGGGAGAAGACUUUGAAAGAAAUCCUGAUGCGUCUAGAAUCAAUAUCAAUAAUUGGGCAGAAGAGAAAACAGACCACAAAAUCAAAGAUCUUCUUCCACAAGGCUCUGUAACUAAGGGAACUAGAUUAGUCAUGGUUAAUGCGAUACAUUUUAAAGCUGACUGGAAAAAGAGAUUUGAUAGGAAAAACACAAUUGAUAUGCCAUUCUAUGUUACUCCUGAUCAGACUGUAAAUGUACCAAUGAUGGUUAUGCGCGAAGGAAAAUUUCGAUUCAUUGAAAGUGCAAACCUUGGAGCUAAGAUUCUUGAACUACCAUAUGAGGGUGACAAGUUUAGCAUGUUUAUUUUGCUACCACAUAAACUAGAUGGUUUAUUUGAAAUGGAAAGUAAAUUAAAUCAUAUAAAUUUGGAGGAAGAGUUUAAUUCGCUUUAUGAACAAACAGUAAAUGUGAUGGUUCCAAGAUUUAAGAUUGAGAAAACACUGGACCUCAAUGAUGUGCUAAUGAAGCAAAUGCCUAGUGCCUUCAGAAAUGCCAACUUCUCAGGAAUAACCGAUGAACCCCUUGAAAUCAGCAAAGUUCUCCAAAAAGCGUUUAUUGAGGUUAAUGAAGAAGGGACUGAAGCAGCUGCAGCUACUGCUGUUCUUGCUCGCAACGCCAUAUUUAUCAGUUCUCAGACAAGAAGUUUCACUGUGGAUCAUCCAUUUUUCUAUUUAUUGACAAUGAAAAAAUUUAAUACUCCUCUGUUUAUUGGCAAAAUUGGUAAUCCAAAACUUUUUUCUGGAUAAAAUAAUCAUCGAUGCUGGUUCAACUGUCCAUUACUGGUUCUGGGCUACCUGAAAAAGAACAUUGCAUAAAAUAAUUAUUUAUAAAUAAUUAGUUUUACUUUAUUUAUAGUUAUAAUGCAUGUCCUUCAUUAUUGAUAAUUACCAAUAAAUUCACUUGAAAAUUUAAUAGAUAAUUCUUUUAUUUUGUACAUUUCAUGUGAGGGGUCUCCAAAUUUUAUACAGGAUGUCCCAUAAGUAGAGUGAAUAUUUAAAGAGGUGAUAGCAGAUCUCAAGAACUACAAAAAAAAUUAUAUAAACAAUGGCCAAUUUUUACACAGAAAACUAGAAUAUUCAAGUAUUUAUUUUUUAUGUAAGCCACGUUUUUUGCUGAAUAAACAUAACUAAAAAAUAUUUAAUUUAAGUAAUUAACAAUUGAGGCAUUGAAAAUCAAUAGCUAGUAAGUGCCAAAAUUUAAUUUUUACAGGGGACGCCAAAACCACUACAUUAUCAAUGCAAAAUCCCCUUCAGUUAAAACUAGCGCAAUUUUUGCCAUCAAAGGAAAACUAAACUAAGGUCAACUGGCAGUUAUUAUUUUUUCAGUGUCACUGUGGAUGAAAUAUAGCUGAAAUAUGUAUGAAAUAUAUAUCAUUUUAACAAAAAAAAAGAAUUGUUUUCGUGUUUUUGGCAUCUACAACAUUUUCACUGUCAAUGUUUCAAUUGCUUCACCGUAAACUAGACCAAAUUUACUUCAAAUGGAAAUAAAUUUUGUUUUUGUUAUAAUCAUUAUGUUUAAAUUUCUUCAAAUUGUGUAUCUUUUUUUUGUAUAAAAAUAAAUUUUUUAUAAAUGCUGAAUAAUAGAAGCAAAAUAUUAUAAAACUCCAUAAUUUUUAAAAUUUUAAUAUUUCCUUUUACUCAGUUCCCAGAAGCCAUUAAAUUUUGGUAUAUUAAAGCACUAAAAAAAAAAGAAAGAAAUUGAUUAAAAUUUGUGCCUCAUUAACUGUUUUUUACCUCCCCAUCUAAAUGAAGGAUUCAGGAUGGCUAAAAUUUGGAGAACCUGUAAUUAUUAUUAUAUUAUAUAUAAAAAUUGUAAUAGAAUUUGAUUGGGAGAUGUGCCCCUAUACCAUAGGACUUCUUAUUUGUGUGUUAUUUUAUCUAUGACUCCUCACAACUAACAACCACUACAAUUCAUGCUAAUAUCAACAAUAUUUCUACCUUUAUUUACAAAAACUAUUUUGCAGUUGAUUAUAUUUCUAUGAUGAUAAUAAGAUAUAUGAUCAUAAAAUAAAUAUAUCAUGAUAUAUAAACAUAGCUUAUUUUCAUUCAAAAUUUGAUUUACCAAUGAAACCUUAAUACAUUUUUUUAGGUUUAUGACAUUUUUAAUUUAAAUUAUUGUUAAUGGUUCAGAUAUUACAGUAUAUAUAUAUAUAUAUAUAUAUCUAUUUAUAAUCAUUUUAUGUACUACUUUUAUCAACCUGAUUAAAUUCUAGUAUUUAUAUCAAGGUUCUACUGUAUUUUAUUUUUUACAUCAUCACUUGAAAUCUUAAUCAUAAGGACACAAAAUCCAGUAAAAUAAUUUAAUUAUUGUAUAUCAACAUUAGUAACUGAUACUAAUAAUAUUUGUAAAACUAUUGUAUUCAAAACAUAUAUAACAAAUUUCUAUUAUAAAUUUUAACACAGGAGUAUUUGUUAUUUAUUUAAUUAUUAAAUAUGUAAAAUCAUUGCCACUUUAAAGAGUCUAGUCACUACAAGAUAUGAAAAUUUAUUUAUUAAAAAUAAAUGAGCAAAUGUGUGUUUCAGUAAAGUGACUUUUAUUGUUUUAAACUGUUGGUAAUCAGAAUUUUAUUCAACUGGUAAAUUUUCUGUUGUGUACAAUCAACAAUGUGUCUAACACAAGAGCUUAAAUGAAUAAAAAGUAAUUG
Molecule: messenger RNA, 3171 nt
Organism: Nezara viridula (southern green stink bug)
Lineage: Eukaryota; Metazoa; Arthropoda; Insecta; Hemiptera; Pentatomidae
Source: the annotation of a GenBank genome assembly